Messenger RNA from Kalmanozyma brasiliensis GHG001, 3051 nucleotides. Its product is annotated as Helicase, C-terminal. Bases 1 to 3051 code for a protein of 1016 amino acids. Lineage: Eukaryota; Fungi; Basidiomycota; Ustilaginomycetes; Ustilaginales. The record is from RefSeq and is a predicted model, not a curated record. The transcript has a single exon. Gene Ontology annotation, molecular function: RNA helicase activity; RNA binding; ATP binding.
AUGACUGCCAACAACGGCCUGCCAUCCAGGCCACCCGCCGGUCCUCCCGGCGCUGCACCAGGGCCGCCGCUUGCCCUUCCACCUUCCCGACCAGCACCCUCCGCCUCUACAUCUGCAGCACCAUCCUCUAGCGCUCCUAUUUCAGCAGAAGAGCAAGCUAAGCAAGCAAAGAAAGCGCGACUCGAAGCAUGGCGCAAAGAGCAGGCCGCCAAGAAGGCACUCGAAGAAGCCAAGCAGCGAGCUCAGUCCAUUGCCAGCGCCGUGGCCCCUCCGUCGCAACGAACAGAGGCGUUGACCUCAGCUUCAACGCAGAAGACAGCGCCGACCUCGAUCAAUGCGACGGGUCUUCGGACGCUGUCCUUACGAACAGAUCCGUCCAAGGUCAACGCACAGAAGCGCUCGCGUACCAUGAUGGAUGAUGCCUCGGAACCAUCCACGCGGACGCAGCUCAACCGCUUCGAUGACCUGCCUCCCCUAGAUCCGUCGAUCAAGUCUGCCCGCAAAGGCCUGCUCGCCGACGAGGACGACGAAGACAUCACAGCGUCAAGCACCACUGGCCAAGCGAAAGGAUCUACCGCUGACAUGGUAGUCGACGACGACGAAGAGGAGGACCCGCUGGAUGCCUUCAUGUCCACUGUCAAGAGCCAGGUGGCUCAAGUCAAUGCAGACGAUCGACGUAAGGCUGGCGCGGAUAGCGGAGCCGCCUCGGCCAAGACUCAACCGAAAGCCGUCGUCCUGGGCCAAGAUGAAGACGACGCAGAAGCCGAGCCGGAAGACGAGCAGCUGGAUGAGCUGGACCGUGUCGUGGCAACCGAGGAUCUCCUGGCACUUGCGGCGAAGAAAGUCAAAAAGAAGGAGCUGGCCACCGUCGAUCAUGCCACUGUCGACUACGAAUCAUUCCGCAAGGUCUUUUAUCAUCCUCCCGCCGAAGUUCAGGACAUGUCCGAGGAGCUUGCCAACCAGAUCCGUCUCGAGAUGGACGCCAUCACGGUGCGGGGCAAGGAAUGUCCCAAGCCGCUCACCAAGUGGUCGUACUGUGGCCUGCCUGCAAGCUGCCUGGACGUCAUUCGACGACUCGGCUACGCUGCCCCUACUCCCAUCCAAAGUCAAGCCAUUCCCGCGAUCAUGUCUGGCCGAGACAUCAUCGGCGUUGCCAAGACGGGCUCAGGCAAGACCAUGGCUUUCCUGCUGCCCAUGUUCCGACACAUCAAGGAUCAGCGCCCCGUCGAGACUUCGGAGGGUCCCGUCGGCAUCAUCAUGACGCCCACCCGCGAGCUCGCGGUCCAGAUCUAUCGAGAGAUGCGACCUUUCAUCAAAGCACUUGGUCUACGUGCCGCUUGUGUAUAUGGCGGCGCUCCCAUCUCGGAGCAGAUCGCCGAGAUGAAAAAGACGGCCGACAUCGUCGUUGCGACCCCUGGCCGACUGAUCGACCUCUUGACGGCCAACUCGGGUCGAGUCACCAACCUGCGACGCGUCACCUACCUCGUUCUCGACGAAGCAGAUCGCAUGUUUGACAUGGGAUUCGAGCCUCAGGUCAUGAAGAUUGUCAACAACAUCCGGCCGGAUCGCCAGACGGUGCUGUUCUCCGCCACGUUUCCGAAGCAGAUGGAGUCGCUGGCGCGCAAGGUGCUCAAGAACAAGCCACUCGAGAUCACCGUCGGCGGUCGAAGCGUGGUGGCUGCCGAGAUCGAGCAAAUUGUCGAAGUACGACCUGAGAACACCAAGUUCCACCGUCUGCUCGAGAUCCUCGGAGAGCUGUACAAUCGGGAGAAGGAUGCUCGCACGCUCAUCUUUGUCGAUCGACAAGAGGCGGCCGAUGAUUUGCUGAAGGACCUCAUUCGAAAAGGCUACGUCACCAUGUCGCUGCAUGGUGGCAAGGAUCAAGUCGACCGCGACGAGACCAUCUCGGACUUCAAGGCGGGCAACGUGCCCAUCGUGACGGCGACUUCGGUGGCAGCGCGAGGCCUUGAUGUCAAGCAGCUCAAACUGGUCAUCAACUACGACGUGCCGAAUCACAUGGAGGACUACGUGCAUCGUGCUGGACGCACCGGACGCGCAGGUCAGAAGGGCACGUGCAUCACCUUUAUCACGCCCGAGCAGGAUCGAUACGCGCGCGACAUCAUUGCUGCAUUGAAAGCCAGUUCUGCCAACAUCCCAAUCGAGCUCGAGGCGAUGGCAGCUGCCUUCAAGGAAAAGCUGGCGGCAGGCAAAGCGAAAGCAGCCGGAUCUGGCUUUGGCGGUAAAGGCCUGGAUCGGCUCGAGACGGAUCGUGAAAAGGUGCUCAAGGCGCAAAAGUCGUCGUAUGGCGAAGCGGAUGAGGAUGGUAAGGCGGCGAAUGCUGGCGAUACGAGCGUGGCGAACGCCAAGACGGGAGGCUCUGGCGGCGGAUCGAGCUCUGAGGAUCAGCUGAGCAAGUUGCAGGGCAUGAAGAUCGAGAUCAUGCAUGGCGCCGCUCCCGAGUCGGUGCGAGACAACAAGACUAUUUCUGCGAGCGACGACGCUUCCGGUACAGCCGUCAACUCCAAGGUGGAGCAAGAGAAAGAAGCGAAAGAAGCGGCACAGGUCAAGGCGCAGGAAGCGGCCCUCGAAGCUGCCAAGGCCCACGGAGCGGACACCACCAAGCUGGCUAUUGUGCUCGAAAACAUCCGCAAGCAGGCCAAUGCACGCAAGCAAGCCGCCAAGAGCUCGGAUGCCGACAAGCUGAAGGAGCGCAAGGCUCGCGAUCCGGAUGCCACCGACUAUCAUGCCAUCGUUCCGAUCAACGACUUCCCUCAGCGCGCGCGAUGGAGGGUGACCAACAAGGAAACGAUGAGCCAUCUGAUCGAAUCGACAGGAGCAUCCAUCACCAACAAGGGCGUGUUCUACAAGGAGGGCACCGAGCCGCAGCCCGGCGAGCCACCGAAGCUGCAGCUGCUGAUCGAGUCGAACAACAAGUCGAUGGUGGAAGAUGCAGUGCGAGAGAUCCAGCGGCUGCUCGUGGAGGCGACGCAAGCCGUGUUGGAGGCGGAGGCGAGGAGUUCGGGGACGUCGGGCAGGUACACGGUGGUGUGA